UCCUCGGGUGGCGCAGGGAGGAGGGAGCGCCCAGAGUACCCCAAAUUCAUGAGCAACACGGGAAAAACACGCGUGGCGCGGGCAGGGGACACUGAAAAUGAGAUCUGAGGCCACAAAGCUGUGGAGGCAGGCGGCGUCUCGCUCUGCAGAGGCCGAAUAACAUCUGGAACACAGAACAUUAAUGAAACAGAAGGAAAAAGGCUCCAAGAUCGGCUAGACAAGCUCAGGUCUGCGUUCCCUGGCACCGAACUGCAUCCGCACCGCAGAGCUCAGCCUGUCAGCAUGGUGGAGCACGCUGAGUUUGCGAAGGCUGGGAAGGAGCCUGGCCUUCAGAUUUGGAGGAUCGAGAAAUUUGAUUUGGUGCCAGUGCCAAAAAAUCUGUAUGGAGACUUCUUCACAGGAGAUUCCUAUCUGGUGCUGAACACCAUCAGACAGCGCAGUGGGAACCUCCAGUACGACUUGCACUUCUGGUUAGGAGAUGAAAGCUCUCAAGAUGAGCGUGGGGCAGCUGCCAUAUUCACUGUUCAGAUGGAUGAUUACCUUCAAGGGAAAGCUGUCCAGCACCGUGAAGUGCAAGGCCAUGAAUCCUCAACAUUCCUGGGGUAUUUCAAAUCUGGCAUCAAGUACAAGGCUGGUGGCGUGGCUUCUGGCUUCAGGCACGUGGUUCCCAAUGAAGUAACUGUGCAGAGGCUUCUCCAGGUCAAGGGCAGGAGAACAGUCCGAGCGACAGAGGUCCCUGUGACCUGGGAGAGCUUCAACACGGGGGAUUGUUUCAUCCUUGACCUUGGCAGUAACAUCUACCAGUGGUGUGGCUCCAACAGCAACCGUCAAGAGCGUCUGAAGGCCACCGUGCUAGCCAAGGGGAUCCGGGACAACGAGAGGAACGGUCGUGCCAAAGUCUUCGUUUCAGAGGAAGGAGCAGAGCGGGAGGAAAUGCUUCAGGUCCUAGGACCAAAGCCCAGUUUGCCGCAAGGAGCUUCUGAUGAUACUAAAACUGAUACAGCCAAUAGAAAGCUGGCUAAGCUCUAUAAGGUCUCGAAUGGGGCUGGGAACAUGGCAGUUUCCCUCGUGGCAGAUGAGAACCCCUUCUCCCAGGCAGCACUGAACACAGAUGACUGCUUCAUUCUGGACCAUGGCACAGAUGGAAAGAUCUUUGUUUGGAAAGGCAGGAGUGCCAACUCUGAUGAGAGGAAGGCAGCCCUGAAAACAGCUACGGAUUUCAUUGAUAAGAUGGGUUAUCCGAAACAUACCCAGGUCCAAGUCCUCCCUGAGAGUGGUGAAACACCUUUGUUUAAACAAUUCUUCAAGAACUGGAGGGACAAGGACCAGACAGAAGGACUGGGAGAGGCUUACAUUUCUGGUCACGUUGCCAAAAUUGAGAAAGUACCUUUUGAUGCUGCCACUCUGCACACUUCCAGGGCCAUGGCUGCCCAGCAUGGCAUGGAGGACGAUGGCUCUGGCAAGAAACAGAUUUGGAGAAUAGAAGGCUCAGAGAAAGUGCCAGUGAAUCCUUCGACAUACGGCCAGUUCUAUGGAGGGGAUAGCUAUAUUAUCUUGUACGACUACCAGCAUGCUGGAAAGCAGGGGCAGAUCAUUUACACUUGGCAGGGUGCUCAUUCCACUCAAGAUGAAAUUGCGACUUCAGCCUUCCUCACAGUACAGCUGGAUGAGGAGCUGGGAGGCAGCCCUGUGCAGAAACGAGUAGUGCAAGGAAAAGAGCCACCUCAUCUGAUGAGCAUGUUUGGUGGAAAGCCCUUGAUUGUUUACAAGGGUGGAACCUCUAGGGAAGGAGGGCAGACCACACCAGCUCAAACACGGCUGUUCCAGGUCCGGUCCAGCACCUCAGGAGCUACCAGAGCUGUAGAGCUGGAUCCUGCUGCCAGUCAGCUGAACUCCAAUGAUGCUUUUGUCCUGAAAACUCCCUCUGCUGCUUACCUCUGGGUUGGCCGAGGCUCCAACAACGCUGAGCUUUCAGGGGCACAGGAGUUGCUGAAGGUUCUGGGAGCUCGCCCAGUACAGGUUUCCGAGGGUAGAGAGCCAGAUAACUUCUGGGCGGCUUUGGGUGGAAAAGCUCCCUACCGCACCUCUCCUCGGCUGAAGGACAAGAAGAUGGAUGCUCACCCCCCUCGUCUUUUUGCGUGCUCCAACAAGAGUGGACGCUUCACUAUUGAAGAAGUCCCUGGAGAUCUGACUCAGGAUGACCUUGCUACAGAUGAUGUUAUGAUCCUCGACACAUGGGAUCAGGUCUUUGUAUGGAUUGGAAAAGAUGCCCAGGAGGAAGAAAAGACUGAGGCUUUGAAAUCUGCGAAGCGGUACAUUGAAACCGAUCCAGCCAGCCGCGAUAAGAGAACUCCAGUCACACUCGUUAAGCAAGGGCUUGAGCCUCCAACCUUCUCCGGCUGGUUCCUGGGCUGGGAUGAUGACUACUGGUCUGUCGAUCCCCUGCAGAGAGCAAUGGCAGAUGUGGAUGUCUAAGUAAAAGGUUUUUCCUCUUUUUAAUAGAGCAAGUUUAGUUCCUUCUGUGCCUUCAAGAGCUGCUUCCUCCUGCUGGAUGGAUGCUAGCAUGGCAAAGAUGUUAAUAGCCAAUUAGCUGUGCAAUAAGUACCAAAACCAAUCACGACCGGUCAUAUUGCUCUACUCCUUGCUUUGAUUAUAUUUAAUACAGUAAAGCUUGUUUGGAAUAGGAGAAGAAUAAAAUGGGUGAGCUUUGCUACUAAGAUGAAAACAUUAAACAGAACCUGUAGAUCCCACGUUUGAACUUACUUGAAACAAAUACACACCUUAGAAAACGAAA
Messenger RNA from Numida meleagris (helmeted guineafowl), 2794 nucleotides. It is a transcript of the gene GSN, whose product is annotated as gelsolin. Gene Ontology annotation, biological process: actin polymerization or depolymerization; barbed-end actin filament capping; actin filament severing. Bases 283 to 2475 code for a protein of 730 amino acids. Gene Ontology annotation, molecular function: phosphatidylinositol-4,5-bisphosphate binding; actin filament binding. The record is from RefSeq and is a predicted model, not a curated record. NCBI's taxonomy places the organism in Eukaryota, Metazoa, Chordata, Aves, Galliformes, Numididae. Gene Ontology annotation, cellular component: cytoplasm; actin cytoskeleton. The transcript is spliced from 18 exons.